Molecule: messenger RNA, 2238 nt
Organism: Jatropha curcas
Lineage: Eukaryota; Viridiplantae; Streptophyta; Magnoliopsida; Malpighiales; Euphorbiaceae
Product: Pentatricopeptide repeat (PPR-like) superfamily protein
Molecular function (GO): protein binding; mRNA binding
Source: RefSeq, a predicted model, not a curated record
GGUGAGCGUUGUCUAUCCAUACUUUCUUUCUUUUUUCUCUAAAUUAUUGUCUCCUCUCCAAACUUACACUUGCCUAUCUAUCUACACUGCUAAGCAAUAGUUCUUUGUUAGACAUGAAUGUUUGAAUUUUACAUUUAGUUAUUUGUAAGUGUUUGAGAUUAUGGAUUUGAUAGUACAUAGAAAUCAUACCCAUGAAGGUUUUUGCUCAUUUCUAUACUUUCAAAGAGAAAAUGCUAGAAAUAGCAAUGGUUUUGUUGGGGUUAGCAUUAGGGAUAAAGUUGGUUCAAGAAUGAAAGCUUAUGUAGGAUUUAGAAAGUUGAGACGGAGUCGGAUUGUUGCCGUUUCUGGGGUUGAAGCCUUUCGUUCCAAUGGUAGAUUUCCAAGUUCUGAUAAACAGCCAAAUGGGGAUAUGGGAAACGGGCAUUUUUCUUCAGGUUCUAUGCAUUCUCUGUCAAAUUUUGAGGAAAUUGAGAGUAAUAAUCAACUUCGUAAAUUGGUUAGAAAUGGGAGAUUGGAGGCAGGUUUCAGGUUACUAGAGAGCAUGGUGUACCGUGGGGAUAUUCCUGAUAUAAUUGCUUGUACGAGUUUAAUUCGUGGGUUUUGUAAGAUUGGAAAGACUAGGAAGGCAACUAGGAUUAUGGAAAUAAUUGAGGAUUCUGGAGCUGUUCUUGAUGUGAUCACUUAUAAUGUAUUGAUUAGUGGGUACUGCAAGGCAGGAGAGAUUGAUAAUGCUUUAAGGGUUUUGGAACAAAUGAGUGUUGCCCCUGAUGUUGUUACUUAUAAUACAAUUUUACGCUAUUUGUGUGAUAGUGGGAAAUUGGAUCAAGCAAUGCAAGUUCUUCAUAGGCAAUUGGAAAAAGAAUGUUAUCCUGAUGUGAUCACAUAUACCAUAUUAAUUGAGGCAACUUGUAGGGAAAGUGGUGUUGUGCAGGCAAUGAAGCUCUUAGAUGAGAUGCGGAAUAGGGGAUGCAAACCAGAUGUGGUUACGUACAAUGUCCUUGUCAAUGGAAUAUGCAAGGAGGGGAGGUUGGACGAUGCCAUCAAGUUCUUAAACAACAUGCCAUCACAUGGAUGCCAACCUAACGUUAUUUCUUAUAAUAUUAUUUUGCGUAGCAUGUGUGGCACUGGGAGGUGGAUGGAUGCAGAGAGGCUAUUGGCUGAAAUGGUUCGUAAGGGUUGUUCUCCUAGUGUUGUGACUUUCAAUAUAUUGAUUAAUUUCUUGUGUCGUAAGGGUUUAUUAGGUCGAGCAAUUGAUGUUUUGGAGAAGAUGCCCAAUCAUGGAUGCACACCAAAUUCCUCAAGUUACAACCCAUUGAUUCAUGGGUUUUGCAAAGAAAAGAAGAUGGAAAGGGCAAUUGAGUAUUUGGAGAAAAUGGUUACUAGGGGUUGUUAUCCUGAUAUUGUGACUUACAACACUUUGCUUACGGCAUUGUGCAAAGAUGGUAACGUUGAUGCCGCCGUUGAGUUACUUAAUCAGCUAAAUGGCAAAGGGUGCUCACCUGUUUUGAUAACUUACAAUACUGUGAUUGAUGGGCUUUCCAAGGCAGGGAAAACAUAUCAAGCUGUGGAACUUGUGGAUGAGAUGCAGGCAAAAGGUCUCAAGCCUGAUGCAAUUACCUACUCUUCGCUUAUCGGCGGGCUAAGUAGAGAAGGAAAGGUUGAUGAAGCAAUUAAGUUUUUUCAUGAUUUGCAAGGUCGGGGGGUCAAAUUAAAUGCUAUCACCUACAAUUCUGUCAUGUUGGGACUUUGUAAGGUUCGACAGACUGACCGUGCAAUUGACUUCUUGGCUUAUAUGGUAUCAAAUGGAUGUAAGCCAACUGAAGCUUCAUACACCAUCCUCAUUGAAGGCAUUGCAUAUGAAGGUUUAGCUGAGGAGGCUUUGGAGUUAUUGAAUGAGCUGUGCUUAAGAGGAGUUGUGAAGAAAAGUUCGGCAGAACAGGUGGCUGUCAGGAUGUAGCUUGCUAUUCAUGUUCAGCUGCUGCUAUUUAAUAAUUUACUCCUCUGGAUUAGGUUAGGCAUCCUUUUCUGCCAACCUUGUUUUGUAAGAGUCUUGCUUUGCUUUACUUCUUGUUUUGUUUUUUUUAUUUUCUCUUCAUUUUAGUUUCAACUGUUUACAAUGAGCAAAAUCCAAAUUUACUUUUGGUAGGUUCUCUAUGUAGUUCUUAUACUCAGAUUUAUUUGGUCUUAGGAUUUGGAUACACUUCAGAACCGACAUGAAAAUUCACACCAGGCUAUCUA